This is a messenger RNA of Ictalurus furcatus (blue catfish), 1992 nucleotides long. RefSeq names its product collagen, type IX, alpha 3 (gene col9a3). The transcript has 31 exons. Lineage: Eukaryota; Metazoa; Chordata; Actinopteri; Siluriformes; Ictaluridae. The coding region runs from base 1 to 1992 and encodes 663 amino acids. The record is from RefSeq and is a predicted model, not a curated record.
AUGGCCAUGUUCUCAGCUCUGGGCUUUCUUUUCCUCUGCCAGCUUUUGGCUUCAUCCCUCGCUCAGUCACCUGGAGCUCGUGGACCACCUGGACCUCCAGGACUCCCGGGGAAAGAUGGCACUGAUGGACCUAAAGGGAAAGCUGGAAUCCCAGGGAAGGCAGGGAAAUCUGGACUGCCUGGACUUCCUGGGAUCGACGGUUUGCCAGGUCCUGACGGGCCUCAGGGGAAGGCGGGACCUCCGGGACCACUCGGCGAUCCAGGACCUGCCGGACCGCCUGGACCUCCUGGCAGAGGGAGACCUGGAGCUCCUGGGCUGCCUGGAGCUAAUGGAUUGCCAGGUGGUGUAGGACCUCAGGGACCCCCAGGACCAGAAGGUCUUCCAGGACUUCCGGGUCUUCCAGGUCCAGACGGGCCGCCUGGACUACCCGGAGCACUUCCUGAGGGAAACGGAGACGUACUGUGUCCCGCUAUCUGUCCACCGGGACCCCCGGGGCCUCCCGGAAUGCCCGGUUUCAAGGGACACACUGGACACAAAGGAGACAAAGGAGAGUUUGGGAAAGAUGGAGAGAAGGGUAAACAAGGCCCACCCGGGCCCCCUGGAAUCCCAGGAACUGUUGGUCUACAGGGGCCUCGAGGUUUGAGAGGACUUCCAGGUCCACUGGGAGCCAUUGGCGACAGAGGUUUUCCAGGUUUUCGGGGCAAGCCUGGUAUUCCUGGGGUCGUUGGAAAAACAGGUGACGCCGGAGAGAAAGGACCCGUGGGCUUUAAAGGACCUAAAGGAGAAAUUGGAAAAAUAGGCCCUAAAGGUCUGCCUGGACCUCCAGGCCUGAAAGGAGAACCUGGCAUGCCAGGCAGAGAUGGCAAAGAUGGCACUCACGGAUUCGAUGGUGAAAAAGGUGAUAGUGGACGGCCGGGAGUUCCCGGAGAGAAAGGGCCUAACGGUUUACCUGGUUUGCCAGGAAAGCCUGGAGUGAAAGGUGUCAAAGGAUUUGUUGGUGAUCAAGGAAUGAUGGGAGAAGCAGGACCAGCCGGAGAACCAGGUAUUCCUGGUGAGAUUGGCAUUCCAGGAGAAAGAGGUGAAGCAGGACCCAGAGGCAUCGCUGGAGGCAUCGGCCUAACUGGAAAUCCAGGACCUCAGGGAGUCAAAGGAUUCCAGGGAAUUAAAGGUGCUAUUGGAGAGCCUGGUCUUCCGGGUCCAACCGGAUUCAGAGGAGACUUUGGAGAGAGGGGUCCAACAGGAGCUUCAGGACCGAAAGGCGAAAUUGGAAUGGCUGGAAGUGACGGCUUGCCUGGAGAGAAUGGAGAAACAGGUCCAUUUGGUCCUCCUGGCCAAAAAGGAGGGCCUGGGAAGCAUGGGGAGCUGGGUCCUAAAGGAGUAACAGGGCCACAGGGGGAGACCGGAGCAAGAGGGUUACCUGGAAAACCUGGUUUGAUGGGCUUCCACGGAGAACCGGGCCCUCCUGGUGUCGCUGGAAAGACUGGUGUAUCUGGAAAACUGGCGAGCGAACAACAUAUCAGAGAACUGUGUGGCUCAAUGAUCAAUGACCAGAUUGCCCAGCUGGCUGAUCGUCUGAGGAGGCCGUUAUCUCCGGGAGCUGUGGGUCGACCGGGUCCGGCUGGACCUCCUGGAAACCAAGGAGAAGCAGGAGCGAUGGGACUUCCUGGAGCUCCCGGUCCGCCAGGAUACAGAGGACUUCCAGGAGAUCUUGGAGAUCCUGGUCCUAGAGGUGAUAUCGGUGAACAGGGUGAUAAGGGGCCUGUUGGAAAAGCCAUUGAUGGGCCAGUUGGAGACCAAGGAGAACCAGGUCUCCAAGGAGUACACGGCAUUGUUAAAGACGGACGCGACGGCGCACCUGGAGAUCCAGGUAAGCCCGGAGAACCGGGCAGGGCGGGCAGCACGGGGCAUCAAGGACCCCCUGGAAUCUGCGACACAACAGCCUGCCAGGGCACAGUGCCUCACGGGAAAUCAUCCAACCCUAAAAACCAUUAA